GUAUCAGUCAUGAUUGCGCUAUUAGGUGACGUGUCCUUGACCCAGUUCCUGGCUCUUACUUUUGUUCUAUUGGUUGUGGUCUACUACCUGUAUGCCACACGUCAUCAUGGCGUCUGGGAGAAGCUGGGAGUCCCCGGACCCAAACCCUGGCCUAUCAUUGACCACAAGCUAGAACAAAAGGACGGAGAGACCGCGGCUAUCAGGAAAUGGUUCCAGCAGUACGGCAAUACCUUCGGAGCCUACGGUCUCAUUCCACAACAUGCUGUCUGGUUACCAAAGACUACAUUUUAUAAUACUGUCUUUUAUUUUUAUUUUUCAAGGUCCCGUCCAAGAAAAACUUUUUCGUCUAUUAAAUACAGUCUAACAACGGCGACUGGAGAUAGAUGGAGACGAGCUCGGCAUGUCACCAGCCCAAUGUUUACUGCAUCAAGAAUGAAACUGAUCCUAAAACACGUCGGUGAUAGUGCUGAAACAUUGACUCAGCUCAUUCGGCAGAAAGCUGCAAAAAGCCAGCUGAUUCCUCUCAAGCCGAUUGCCGGCAAAUUUUCCACUGAAGUCAUUGCCAGAAUUGCCUUUGGCGUGGAGACUCACGCAGUGUCUGAACAGGAAACUGAGUUUGCAUACUAUGCCCGAAAAUUUCUCAAUCUUGACAGUAAAUUCCAAGACAUAGUUGAAAAAGUUUACCAGUAUUUCCCACAGAUUGACCAAGUUCUCAGAUUCCUCAAAUUUAAUAGCGAUUUUGUUGAUGAAAAUGCCGACGAGUAUUUUGUGAAGAUUCUUAACUCGACAAUUGAAGAAAGAAAACGAAAAAACCAGGCCGGUGAGAAGGUUAGAGAUCUGCUGGAUAUGUUGAUCAAAGCAGGUGUUACAGACGACGAUCCUAAAUUAAAAGACACGGACGCAAGAGCCAUUACUCAUAAUGAAAUACUAGGGAAUUCAACCAUUUUAAUUCUAGCUGGAGUAGAGACCGUAUCCAUAAGCUUUCAGUCCAUUCUCUACUGUUUAGCUGUGCAUGAAGACAUCCAGGAGAAGGUUAUUGCUGAAAUCGAUCAAGUCUUUCCCAAAGGAACAACCGUCGACUAUGAGCAGCUGAAAGAGCUCAAGUAUACAGAACAAGUUAUUAAUGAAUGUUUGCGACUGUUUCCUCUGCUUUCAACAGUGCUACGUAUAGCUGCUGAAACAGUAACGUAUGGAAACAUAACCAUACCGAAAGGCACUUACGUUCUUAUUUGUCUUGGGGAAAUUAUGAAGGACCCUACGCAUUGGCCAGACCCAGAAAAGUUUGACCCAGACAGAUUUAGUCCAGAAAACAAGGCUGGCCGAGAUCCACUGGCUUUCGUGCCCUUUGGGUACGGACCAAGGAUCUGCCUGGGGAUGCGCCUGGCGAUGAUGGAGCUGAAGACCAUCAUGGUUUACUUGUUCAGAGAAUUUCGAUUUACUCUGUCAGACCGAACUGUACCGAAGAAGGGAGAGACACCUGUGAUGAAGAGGUUGGGGUUCAUUGGAACACGUCCAAAAGAUCCAAUACAGCUGGAAGUUGUACGCAGAUUAUAA
This is a messenger RNA of Candidula unifasciata, 1554 nucleotides long. The record is from the annotation of a GenBank genome assembly. NCBI's taxonomy places the organism in Eukaryota, Metazoa, Mollusca, Gastropoda, Stylommatophora, Geomitridae.